ACAUUGCCACAUAUAAUCAUCAUAUAUGGAUGUUGUUUCUCCACCUCUAGAUUCUUUCAAGCAUGUGAUUUCCUUAUCUUCUUCUUCUUCUUCUUCUUCUUCAACGUUAUGUUUAUAUGCAAGCAAUCUCAGUAUCAUAGGCCACCUGUUUUCACCAGUUUCUCCAGUCAGCUUUCUUUUUCUUUGAGUAAUGGCAACAGAUAGAAGGAAUUCAAAUACUCAGCUUUUGGAAGAGCUCGAAGAACUCAGCCAAUCUCUUUACCAAACUCACACUUCCAGCGCCCGAAGAACUGCUUCCCUCGUACUUCCUCGAAAUUCAGUCCCUUCUAUAACAUCAGCAGAUGAGGUUACAACGGCCAAAAUUGAUGAAAAAUCAAGCAGCAGGCCUCGGUCCAGGCGCAUGUCAUUGUCGCCUUGGCGUUCUAGGCCAAAACCUGACGAAGAAACCGAGCGCAAAACAACCAAUAUCAAUCAACCAGGAAUUAAGAAGCUGGAUGAUAUAUCUUCUGCAACAGAGAGAAAAGGGAUUUGGAAUUGGAAGCCAAUCCGUGCUAUUUCUCAUAUUGGGAUGCAGAAAUUGAGCUGUUUGUUCUCUGUUGAAGUAGUUGCUGUGCAAGGCCUUCCAGCUUCGAUGAAUGGACUCCGGCUUUCUGUUUGUGUUAGGAAGAAGGAAACAAAAGAUGGUGCAGUUAAUACAAUGCCCUCAAGGGUUUCACAAGGAGCUGGUGACUUUGAAGAGACCUUGUUUAUCAAGUGUCAUGUGUACUGCACUCCUGGCAAUGGGAAGCAGCUUAAAUUUGAGCAGCGUCCAUUUUUUAUUUAUGUGUUUGCAGUUGAUGCUGAAGCGCUUGAUUUUGGGAGAACUUCAGUGGAUUUAAGUGAACUUAUUCAGGAAUCCAUAGAGAAGAGCCAAGAAGGUACUCGAGUGCGGCAGUGGGACACAAGUUUCAGCCUGUCCGGGAAGGCAAAAGGAGGAGAGCUUGUUCUCAAAUUGGGAUUUCAGAUUAUGGAGAAAGAAGGAGGGAUUGAUAUUUAUAGUCAAGCUGAAGUAUCGAAGACUACUAAAUUCAAAAAUUUCUCAUCUUCUUUGGGACGCAAGCAGUCUAAAUCGUCCUUCAGUGUCUCGAGUCCAAGGAUGACAUUACGAUCCGAAACUUGGACUCCUUCACAGACAAAACCAGCUGCGGAUAUACAAGGAAUGGAUGACUUGAAUCUUGAUGAGACAGCUCCAGUUCCCUCACCACCCCCCUCAAUUCAGAAAUCAGAAGAACCAGAACAAAAGAUAGAGGACCUUGAUCUUCCAGAUUUCGAAAUUGUGGAUAAAGGGGUGGAGAUUCAAGACAAAGAAGAUAGUGGCGAUGGAGAAUCUGAAGAAAAUGUGGAAGAAAAAUCACAAUCAAGUGAAGUUGUUAAGGAAAUAGUGCAUAAUCAAGUACACCUGACAAGACUAACCGAACUCGAUUCAAUCGCUGAGCAGAUAAAAGUUCUUGAGUCCAUGAUGGGAGAAGAAAAAACUGCUAAGACAGACGAUGAAACUGAAUCACAAAAAUUAGAUGCGGAUGAAGAAACAGUAACGAAGGAAUUUCUCCAGAUGCUCGAAGAUGAAGAAACUGAUUCAUUCAAAUUCAAUCAACCUGAAAUCCCCACUCUGCAUCUCGAUGGAGGUGAUGAUAGUACAGAAGCUGAAUCCAAGGUAUAUCUCUCAGAACUUGGGAAGGGUUUAGGCUGUGUAGUUCAAACAAGAGAUGGAGGCUACCUAGCAGCUACGAACCCACUAGAUACCAUUGUUUCAAGGAAAGAUACUCCAAAACUAGCAAUGCAGCUGUCGAAGCCACUCGUUCUUCAAUCAGACAAAUCCAUGAACGGGUUUGAAUUGUUUCAGAGAAUGGCAUCCAUUGGUUUUGAGGAACUUUGUUCUCAAAUCUUAUCACUGAUGCCCCUAGAUGAACUGUUAGGGAAAACUGCAGAACAGAUAGCUUUUGAAGGCAUAGCUUCUGCAAUCAUCCAAGGGAGAAACAAAGAAGGCGCUAGUUCAAGUGCUGCUCGUACUAUUGCUGCCGUUAAAACAAUGGCGACGGCGAUGAGUACAGGCAGGAAAGAGAGGAUUUCAACAGGAAUUUGGAACGUAAAUGAAAACCCUUUGACAGCUGAGGAAGUUCUGGCAUUCUCAUUGCAGAAGAUUGAGGUAAUGGCAAUUGAAGCCUUGAAAAUUCAGGCAGAGAUAGCAGAGGAAGAUGCUCCUUUUGAUGUUUCUCCACUCACUGGAAAGGCAAGCACAGACAGCGGGAAAGAUCAAAACCACCCUCUUGCUUCAACCAUUCCAUUAGAAGAUUGGAUAAAGAAGUACGGCUUAGCUUCUCCAGGGGACCAAGCAAACCAUUUCAUCAUGGCUGUGGUUGUCCAGCUACGGGAUCCUAUAAGGCGAUACGAGGCAGUUGGAGGUCCUGUAGUUGCAGUAGUUCAUGCAACACAAGCUGACAUCGAAGAGAACAACUACAACGAGGAAAAGAAAUUCAAAGUAACGAGUUUGCACAUUGGAGGUAUGAAGGGAAAGUCAGGAAGAAAGAGGAAUCUGUGGGAUUCGGAGAGGCAAAGGCUAACGGCAACGCAGUGGCUGGUGGCAUAUGGGCUUGGAAAGGCAGGGAAAAAGGGAAAACAUGUGCUGUCAAAAGGGAAAGAUUUGUUAUGGAGCAUUUCCUCAAGAAUUAUGGCUGAUAUGUGGCUCAAACCUAUGAGAAAUCCUGAUGUGAAGUUUACCAGGUAAGACAAGAAUUGUCCAAGCCUUGAGUGGAUUGGCUCUUGCAAUUCAUCUUAAAAUCACUAUGGGAUGGCAAAUAAGCAGGUAACCUUUUUGCCAAGUAGUAGAUUGAAUAAGAUUGGAUUUGAUUUGAUGCAGUUGUAAUUAAGUACCUUUCCUGCAAUCUCUUCAUCCUGCCUUCAUGGCAUCAUACCAAACUGUGAAUUAGGCUGUAAUAAAUUGCUGGGCUCACUUGAUAAGUUCCAAUUUGAGCUGAAUCAUGGCCUAUUAGCCUUGUGUAAUUAGGCUUCAAGGCCCCUUGCUGUACUUUCUCAGGUCCUUGGGCCAUAAAAUUAACUAUCCAACAAGAAACCAUUGGUGUAGUAGUA
Molecule: messenger RNA, 3126 nt
Organism: Populus trichocarpa (black cottonwood)
Lineage: Eukaryota; Viridiplantae; Streptophyta; Magnoliopsida; Malpighiales; Salicaceae
Product: protein PLASTID MOVEMENT IMPAIRED 1
Exons: 1
Coding region: 191-2764 (857 amino acids)
Source: RefSeq, a predicted model, not a curated record